Molecule: messenger RNA, 4787 nt
Organism: Ruditapes philippinarum (Manila clam)
Lineage: Eukaryota; Metazoa; Mollusca; Bivalvia; Venerida; Veneridae
Exons: 3
Biological process (GO): DNA repair; telomere maintenance
Molecular function (GO): DNA helicase activity
Source: RefSeq, a predicted model, not a curated record
AAACAAGACAACAGUUUUUAUCUGAUAUACAUAGUGUAAAUGAGAUACAAUGGGUAUGUGUGACCUGCUGGAAAUCUCUCAAAAAAGGGAAAACUCCAAAGUUUUGGUUACAUAAUGGACUUAAAUUUCCAGACAAGCCACAUGCAUUAGAUUUGUCCAGUUUAGAGGAAAGAUUAGUUUCACCUAGACUUCCCUUUAUGCAGUUACGUGAAAUGCCAAGAGGAGGGCAGUUAAAUUUGCGAGGUAAUGUUGUUAAUGUUCCAGCUGAUAUAAACUCCACUAUUAAAGCCUUGCCACGGUUGCUUAGCGAUGAUGAAACUAUUAUGUUAAAACUGAAACGCAAGCUUGACUAUAAGCAUCAUGUUGCUUUUGAAAAUAUACGUCCAAAUAAAGUUUUUGAGGCUGCCAAAUGGCUUGUAAGCAACAGUGCAUUGUUCAGAAGUGAAGGUAUUGUUAUAAAUGAAGAGUGGCUCCAACAGCCUCAAGAAGCCUUUUGCAAAGAAGAUCAAGGACAGACUACAAGUGAUGAUAAUGCUGAACUUGAUUGUUGGACUGAGGACGAAAAUUUCAAUGAUAGACUUACAGGUAACAUGGAUACUUGUCUACAACCUGUUGAUUUUAGGGAAUUCAAUCAGAUUCUUUGUUUAGCACCUGGUGAAAAAAGUAGUCCGCUUGGAUUGUUCCAGGACACCCAUUCAGAAAUUUUGUCUUUCCCAUCAGUUUUCUGUGGCCAGCCACGUAUUGACAACUCAAAGCGACAAGUUGCUCUGCAUUAUAGUGAUGUUUGCAAGUGGGAGUUAAGAAAUGCAGACAGAAGAGUAGCACUUUGCUUGCCAAAUAUUUUCUACAAAUUGAAGAAAUUGCAAAUUAAGCAAAUAAGAGAUAAAGUGUCAUUAGCUGUUAGAAAGUGCAAAAUGCAAAGCCAGGCAUUGACUGCUGGUAGUUUGCUAACUCCAGGAUUUGUUGAAAAAUUAACCAUGCAAGAUGAUGGUUACAGGGUUCUCAGAACAUUGAGAGGAUCUCCUCCAUAUUGGGAACAAGCCAAAAAAGAUCUCUUUUCCAUGAUACGUCAGAUUGGUUUGCCAACAUGGUUCUGUUCAUUUUCUGCUGCUGAGACAAAAUGGGAGCCAUUAUUAAAAACUUUAUCCAGUUUUGUUGACCACAACAAUAUAGAUCUGAGUGCUGCAAAUGAGCUUUCUUGGCAAGAGAAAUGCAGACUUAUUAAAAGUGACCCAGUAACCUGUGCUAGAUUUUUUGAUUUUAGAGUACAAGUUUUCUUGAGGGAAGUUUUAAGACAUGUCUCCAACCCAAUUGGUGAAAUAGAAGAUUUCUUCUAUAGAGUUGAGUUCCAGCAACGUGGAUCUCCACACAUCCAUAUGCUUGCUUGGAUUAAAAAUGCUCCUGUGCAUGGCUCUGCCUCUGAUUCGUCUAUAGCCAACUUUAUUGACAAGUAUGUUACUUGCUUGAAAGACAAGGAUAUACCUGACCUUAUCAAUUAUCAGACUCACAGACAUGCAAUUUCUUACAUUUCGAAAGGCCAACGUGGUCUUUCAAAUCUUUUAAGAGAUGCUUGUCAUGAAGCUCAACAACAGCAUGCUGACAUAAAGCAGCGUGUCAGAAAAAUUGGAAAUCAAUUCCUAACUAGUGUGGAAAUAGGAGCUCAAGAGGCAGUGUAUUUAGCUUUACAAAUGCCAUUGCGUAGAUGCACAAGAGAUGUUAUUUAUGUUGAUACUAAACAACCAAAUGAAAGAACAUCUCUUAUUAAGUCACAAACUCUGUUGAAAGAACUGCCUUCAACUUCAUGUGAUGUUGAAAUGGAUAAUAUACUAAAGAGAUACACAAGACGUCCAAAGAGCAUGGACAAUUUGUGCUAUGCGGACUUUGCAACCUGGUAUGAUCUAUGCCCAGGGAGAAAAAAGCAAACAGAUGUUACACAAAUACAAAUAGACGAAUUACCAGAAACUGAGUAUGAACAUGACAAAGAGGAUGAGUUGGAACCUUCAGGUUCUGUAUGCUAUGAAAGUAUUGUGACUUUUCCCUGUGGCACUAAAAUGAGGAAAAGGUCAAGACAGAAAGUUAUGUAUACACAUCCUACAUCCAUUACUCAAGACAGUGAAGAUCACUUUAGGCAGAAAUUAAUGCUGUACAGACCAUGGAGAGAUGAAGUUAAAGACUUGCUUAAUGCAUAUCCUUCAUAUGAACAGAGUUUCAAUUCACAAAAAGGUGAAUUAUUACUGAGACAGAAGCAGUAUGAAAAAUCUUCAGUUGAUGAAUAUAUCUCAAUGAUGGAUGAAUCUGAUGACAGUCUUGUUGGUGUUGUUAACUCUGAAUCUGAAUUUCAGGAAGCAGUUGACUUGAGUAAUGGUGCACGUUGCUCUGAAGAAUUUGAAUGUUUUGAUGCUAGUAGAGGAUCAAAUAGUUCCUUUGAUUAUGAUAUUGCUGAGGAUAUUGGCAUUCAACAAAGAUCACUGGGCAGUGAAGUUCUUCCACUAAAAGAAAUUGAAAAUGAAGAAUACCUGCAACAAAUAAGAAGCUUGAAUCAUGAACAAAUGCAAUUUUUCUACCAUAUUCUUGAAAAAGUUAAGAAGCAGUCAUUACCAUUUUAUACUUACUUGUCAGGUGGAGCUGGUGUUGGAAAGUCAGUUGUUACUAGAUGCAUUUAUCAAGGUUUAUUGAAGUAUCUUAAUCACAAAAGAGAUGAAAACCCAGAUUCAUUUAAGAUUUUGCUAUGUGCUCCUACAGGUAAAGCAGCUCAUAACAUUGGUGGCUUGACUAUACAUUCAGCCUUUUGCAUCCCUGCAAACCAAGGCUUUCAAUUCAAACCACUUGACAUGCAACAGUUGAAUUCGAUGCGGGCACGUUACCAUAGUCUGAAAGUGGUGAUAAUAGAUGAAAUUUCAAUGGUUGGCCGAGGGAUGUUUAAUUACAUUAACUUACGUUUACAAGAAAUAAUGGGUUGUUCCCGGCCAUUUGGUAAUGUGAGUAUUCUUGCAGUUGGAGACCUUUAUCAAUUGAAACCAGUAAUGGAUUCAUGGAUAUUUUCUCAGAAGUUCAGCUUGCCACAAAUUAACUGUCUUGCACCAAGUCUGUGGGUUGAACAUUUUGACUUUUAUGAGCUCAGAGUUAUUAUGAGGCAAAAAGAUGACCAGGCUUUUGCUGAAUUAUUAAAUAGAUUAAGAGAAGGACUUCAUACUGAAGAUGACUUGAAGCUACUUAAAACUCGCCAGGUUGGAAGUAAUGAACAUUUAUCAAUUCAAGCCUUGCCACAUUUGUUUUGUCGUAGGCAAGAUAGUGCUACACAUAAUUUCUCUGUGCUUCAAAACCUUCCUUCAACUGCCAUUACUACAGUACAAGCGAUUGAUGAUGUUUCCGGAGAUGUGUGUUCAAAUUUGAGAAGUACUAUUUUAGCCAAAAUUCCAGAUGAUCCGAGUCAGUGUAUGGGUCUUCCGAAGGAACUAAAACUUGGUAUAGGUUUGCCAGGAGAAAUUUGUUGUAAUAUUGACACAGCUGAUGGUUUAACAAAUGGUGCAUCUUGUGAAAUUAAACAAUUUGAUUUCAGAGUUCCUGGCUCACAUAGAUGUAGCAUAAUAUGGGUUGAAUUUGAGGACAAAACUAUCGGUAGGAGAUGGCGCUUGCAAUAUAAGCAUUUGUAUAAAGAUAAUAUUCCACUAGUUUGGACGCCUGUUUUAGAGACUAGACGCAUGUUCACUUUUCGUUACUUCAAAACAUACCUUGUUUCACGCCGUCAGUUUCCCUUGUGUUUGUCAGCUGCAAAAACAAUACAUAAAGCCCAGGGUUCAACUAUGAAAGCUGCUGUGUUGCAUUUUGGUAAAAGGAAAAUAGAACAUAUACACUAUGUUGGCCUGAGUAGAGUCACAAGUCUUUCACAAAUUCACAUUACAGAACUUAAUGUAAAUAAGAUAGCAGUGUCAGCAGAGGUUGAAGCAGAAAUGGAAAGACUUAGGCAAAACAAGUUUAUAUCCUCCAUACCUCGUAUAAAGUCUCUAUCCAAAGUUGGUGUUAUGAAGCUUUGUUUUCAUAACUGUCGAUCACUAAGGAAACAUUUUCAGGACUUUAAACUGGAUGAAAACAUGUUACACGCUGACAUAAUAGGACUAGCAGAAGCUCGAGUGUGGGGUGAAGUAGAUCAAAAUUACCUAGUUAAUGGGUUUAAGAUGAAAGCAGCUGAUAAGGAAGAUGCUGCACAUGGACUUGUUAUUUAUUACAAGACAUCCCUAGAUAUUGACAUACUAAGCAGUAGGACAAUUUCUUCCAUUGAGUACAUUCUAGUAGGUUUAAACCAUGACAUUGUUAUUGGCUUUGUUUAUUGUCCACCUAGAAGUGCAACUGUUGCUAACAUUACACAGUUUCUGUCAGCUGUAUCAAAUGACAUGACACAUUACAAAAUGCAGAACAAUUCAUGUAAGCUUGUUUUAAUGGGUGAUUUCAACUUUGAAUGCAAUAUACAUGAGAAUCUAUUGACACUUUUUAGUGGUUUGUGUCAGUUAAAUCAAUUGAUAAGGACUGAAACAACUGAUUAUGGCUCUUGUAUAGAUCAUGUCUAUUCCACUUUAUGUGAAAGUGAAAUGGCAAGUACAUCAAAUAGAAAAACAAGUGAAGGACCAUACAGCUUGGCGCAAAAGCUUAAAGUACUGUCAUGUGGUCAACCAAGUUCAUACACAAGGAAAGAUGGGGAAGAAAAACAAAGUAUGACAGUAGGAGUAAGUGAUGGGAGUUCUGUCCACAAGCUGAUCGUGUAUGAUCCAGCCAAGUUUAAAUACAUGAAG